Messenger RNA from Talaromyces proteolyticus, 3765 nucleotides. RefSeq lists its product as uncharacterized. The record is from RefSeq and is a predicted model, not a curated record. The transcript has 5 exons. Bases 235 to 3546 code for a protein of 1103 amino acids. Lineage: Eukaryota; Fungi; Ascomycota; Eurotiomycetes; Eurotiales; Trichocomaceae.
AGUUUCGCUGACUGUCUCCUUGUUUUCGAUUCUAUCCAUAGCUCUUGUAUCUCCAGCAUCAUGCUUUCAGAGUAAUCACAAUUCAUUAAAAGUUACGCGUUGUAAUAGCCACAUUCGAUAUGUGUCUUUGACCUACUGCUCGUCCUCGCAACCCGAUUGCGAUUGUGUGCAGAUAUUAACACCUUUUGCACAUGUUCCUCAUGGUUUCUUCAUCGUUUUGACUCUCUGAACAAGAUGCAUUUGUAUCAAAAUAUCUUCAUCUUACUUGGGAUAGCAAGUUUUUUGGUGGAUGCCACCAAUAUACCCGUCAUAAGAAGACAGGAUGUUGCGACAACAACACGCGGACAGGCUGCGUUUGCACAUACGACAACGCAGCCAAACACCUUGGUCACAUCGAUAGCCACUGCAACUGAUGGACUCCCCGCUACUCUUUCAACAACAAUGCUUGACUUGCAUACAGAGAUAUCGGGUGCUGUUCCCACCUCAGCCUCCUCACCAUCGAAUACUAGCAGCAGUAUAUCUAAUGGAAAUGAGAUGCCGAUUCACCCAAUUAUCACGCCUGCUAUUGCCAUAGCUGGCGUGGUCUUGAUUCUUACUGGUAUGGCUUACAACUUGAUAGGGAUCAAGAACCUAUGGUUACAUGUUUUUCUAUCCGCGGCAUUUCUUACAAGUUUAUCUAUCUUUGUCUUGAUAGAAUACGUAAUGAGUCCUCCGGUUUCAAAUGGGGUCCAGGGAGCAUAUUUUGUCGCCAUAUUCUGCACCGGGACUAUAUUCGGCGGCCUUUCCCUAAUCUUUAAAGAACUAACAGAGGGUCUUGGCUGUCUUCUCGGCGGAUUCUGUCUUAGUAUGUGGUUACUCUCACUGAAGAGUGGAGGUCUCCUGACCAGUACAAGCAGCAAAGGUGCCUUCAUUGGUGCAUUUUGCGUAGUUGUAUAUGCUCUUUCAUUCAGUUCUUAUACACGGCCUUAUGCAUUGAUUGCAUCUACUGCAUUUGCUGGUGGCACUGCAGCUAUUCUUGGAGUGGAUUGCUUUAGUCGAGCAGGGCUAAAAGAAUUCUGGCUUUAUAAUUGGGGCUUGAACGACAAUAUAUUCCCACUGAACACCACGACAUAUCCGCUGAAUAGAGGGAUCCGAGUUGAAUUAGCCGCCAUCAUCGUGAUAUGUUUGUUCGGCCUUUUGUCACAGUUUAGACUGUGGAAGGUAAUCAGAGAACGGCGUCAAAAACAGGAAGAAAUCUUGGCGGAAGAAGAACAAAAGAAAGACGAAAUUGAAAUCGAGCUCGGCCGGACGAUUGAGGAAAGAAAAAUGCAGGACCUGGCUCGCUGGGAAGCAGUAUAUGGAGAUCAUUCCAAACGUGGUUCUACAGAAGCAGGAGCAUCGACCUGCGGGUUUCAUCGAAACUACUCGGCCCCAGAUAUCCUGCAAAAACCUUCGGAGAUUUCCGUGGAAAUGGUGACUAUGUCUAUACCAGGUUAUAAUACACCCUCGUCACCCGAAAGGAACGAAAGAGAGGGAGAGAAUGUACAGCAUGAUAGUGGUAUGGUCGAUGCAGAAACUACCGAUGGACGAGCUGUUGCCUCUAGCGUCAUCGAAGAAUUGCAAGUUGAGAAGCCUGAGGCUCGUGAGAGUGUUGAUACAGCAAGGGAUUGUGUCGAUGAAAAGAUAGAGGGCGAACCUACAAGAGCGCCGACGCCUUUUCAAUUCUUCAAGUCGCCUCCUUUCAAUAUUCCAUCCCCAGAAGAAAGAAGAAAUGGCGACGACGAUCAGUCAGUCCAAGCGAUCGUAGAUGAUGGUGACUCCAUUGCCAAUCGCCUCUCGAAAAGAUUAUCUGCAGUAUCUCUGUUAAGAAGACUGUCACACCGAGACAGCACCAGCAAAAUAAGCCAUAUAGUCUCUGACUCGGAGGAAAUGCUUGUUCCUGCUGCUCGGACAAGCACCGCAUCAUCCGUACAAGGGAUCGCAGACAUGGAAGGUAGCAGCACUAUCGAGGGCCAAGACGCGUGUCUUCGAACAGAAUACGAGGGAAAUUUGGGUGACAAUACGAGCUCACGUUAUUCACGUCCAGAGGUAGCUUCGAGAACGGAGGGUGAUAUUACCGUGCUAAAGGACCCUGACAGCACCCAUCCUCUGCCAGAAAAUUCAGACGACCAUGUUGUGGUAGUGAAUAAAGAGGUUGAGCAAACAAAGGACAUGAUUGAAAGGGAAGGCUUGGGUCUUUCAUUGGUCAAACGCCGCCAUACAUUUGAUGGUGUUGACUCUACAUUAAAAGCUGGUCAAGCCAUAGCUCUGACUCAUACGAAGGAGUCGGUUACCAGCAUAAAAGACAAAACCCCGGAGAAGGGGGUCAGUGGAAAGAGCCCUAAAGUGGCUUUAUCGAGCUCACAAUCUCGACAGAGUGCUGGAAAAAAAGAAAGUCUCACAGCUGGAGCUGUUGGGGAUCUACCUAGCCACGUUUCUCCGCUUAUUAUGUCUUACCGUACAAAUGAGUGGGCGAAACAUCUAUCAGACGCGGAUACACCUGACUUUGACACAAUUGACGUGAAUCAAACAGACACCACUCACGGUGAAAUAACAGCUCCUGUGUAUGUGGAGGAGUUGACACAGACUGCUACAACGGCUGCACCGCCUCCUGUAAAAGAGAAACGUGCGUCUCCCACUGAGAACGUGGUGGAAGGUCCAAUUCAUCGAACAUCGUCCAAUGUCAGCAGGCAAUCUACACAUGAGAUUACAUCUAGGCUGUCGCCUAACAUCUAUGUUGAUACUGCGGCUACACACGCAACCAACAUCGCAUCUGGAAGGUCUGCAUCGAAUCCAGACCUAUUGCUUCCCAAUGCAAAUCGAUCGCCACCAUUACACGGCACGCAGAUUGGGUUUCGCAAUUCCUCUACACAGUUCCCGAGCACAUCGCUUACAACGUCGCCUAUAGACGAGAGCCAAGUCGUAAAUUUUGAUAGUCUGCCCAAUGACGGGUCAUUAUCACUGCUGGCACAACGAGAAAGGAUGGUUCAGGCUCGCUUGUCAUCCUUAUCUCUGACUCGUGACUCCUGGACACCACGGUCUCCAUCACGUCAAUCAGUGAACAGUCCGCGAUUACGGCCCGACAGUCAAAUUAGCUUGGCAGAAGACGAUGAGAUGACCCUCGCACAACGGCGGGCUUUACUGCAGGAACGAGCCACAUCACCUAUCAGCGUGAAUGCAGAUGCUCGAAGAUCAGCAGUAGACAUAUAUCCCGUCGCGGCUAGACUUUCAAGAGAGUCAAGAAAUUCGAGCAAGUCCAAGUCUGCAACCAUGGCGGCCUGGCGCGAAUCGAUCCAAGACGAUCUCAGCCGGUCACAUAGCCCCCUAGCUGACGUCGACGUGGCGCGCAAGGAGAUGAUGGAGCAACAACGCAAAGCGCAGAUGGCAAAGAAUCAGCGAGUCUUGGCUUCUGAAAGUCUCGAUAACUCGAUAGCCGAGCGAAUGCGACGAGGAGAGAUGCAGGAUAUCCAUCGCGAAGCCAUGAGACGAAUGCAAGCAGCGGCCAACAAGAAAGUGCGAGAAAACUGAACCCAUUCUCCGCAUUCAUUUACACGAAUAUACCUUUAAUAUUCCCAAAUAUCGAUUCUGGACUCCUUUUUCUGCAUACAACCACGAGACCAUUUCAUGACUGGGACCAACGCUAGUUCUUUUUAGAGUGAUAAUAAUAAUGCAACGUCUAAUGAACCUUUCUGUCACCCUCAGACCGGUCCAAAUGAUCGAGAUCUCGUAUUGACAAAUACUAUUACU